This is a messenger RNA of Sitophilus oryzae (rice weevil), 1349 nucleotides long. RefSeq lists its product as uncharacterized. Gene Ontology annotation, molecular function: sequence-specific DNA binding. The transcript is spliced from 4 exons. Lineage: Eukaryota; Metazoa; Arthropoda; Insecta; Coleoptera; Curculionidae. The record is from RefSeq and is a predicted model, not a curated record. The coding region runs from base 291 to 1328 and encodes 345 amino acids.
UGAGUUCUAAAAAUAUAAUUUAUGGCUGAUUGCCAAAGUGAGGAAGUUGGAGAAUUAUUAUUAUAGAUCUUAUCAUUUUAUACAAUAAGCAAUUAAGUGGCAUAGAUAAGAGAACUAAAGUUUCGUUUUAAGUUAGGUUGGGUUUAGUCUGGUUCGGUGUGCAAGUGUCCAAUCAAAGGUCCAAUCCACAGGUCCAAUCUAUCCUAUUAUAUAUCCUACUCACUUAUCUCGUUGAUAUAUGCGGUAUAUGGUUUAACUGUAACCCUCUGCUGUAACCUUUGAGUAUAACAAUGAGUGUUACGAAGAAAAAAAACCUAUACAGUAGAUAUUGCUUUGCACCUGGCUGUACAAGUGGGUGUUACACUAAAAAAAAGGCGAAUAAAGAGCGGGGUGAAAGAAACCCAAGCCUUUUCAAAGCUCCUAAUGAUCCUGGCUCACUACAGCAGUGGCAAAGAGCAAUUCCUCGAGCAGACAAAACACUUAGCAGUAAAGAUGUUGUUUGUGAACUACAUUUUCUAGAUGAAGAUAUUAUGACUCAUUAUGAGACCAAAUUAGCUGAUGGGACAAUUAGUAGGAUUAAACGGGGUAGACCAACAUUAAAGCAGGGUUCUAUUCCAAGGAUUUUUCCUAACCUGCCUUCAUAUUUAUCCAAUUAUAAAAGAAAGAGGAAACCACCACGUGUACGAGUUACAGUUUCCAAUACAAAAAAAAUAAAGGAUCUGCCAGUUAAUCAUGUUAAAAAUGAAGCUUCAGAACCUAACUUUGAAGAAGUUUCUCAUGAAAUUACUAAUAUGCCAAUUGAUGUUGAGAAAGAUAGGUCAAUUACUAUGUUUACAGAUUUGAAAAACGAAACUUCAGACUCUAAUUUUGAGGAAAUUUCUCAUGAAAUUACUGAUAUGCCAAUUGAUGUUGAGAAAGAUAGGUCAAUUACUAUGUUUACAGAUUUGAAAAACGAAACUUCAGACUCUAAUUUUGAGGAAAUUUCUCAUGAAAUUACUGAUAUGCCAAUUGAUGUUGAGAAAGAUAGGGCAAUUACUAUGUUUACAGAUUUGAAAAAUAGUUUGGCUACAAUCGGAACACCAAACAAGGAAUGGGCAGGUACAUUUAUUCCUGGACGAAAUGAAGUAGUCUUUGCUGAAUGGGAUGAUACUUACAUGCCAAAAAAAAAAGUUAUAAUUCACAAGGAUAUGUCUUAUAAGGUUUUAUUGGGGAAAACGGAAAUUACUUUUGAAGAAAAAAGUUCAGAAAUAACUAAUUUUGAAGAUCUUGAAGACAUAUUAAAAUUUGUCGAUAAAAUUGGAGUCUGUUCUGAAAUCGAGCUAUGGUAAUAUUAUUAGUUCUCUUUACAA